Aphis gossypii (cotton aphid) is the source of this 1308-nucleotide messenger RNA. RefSeq names its product trafficking protein particle complex subunit 4 (gene Trs23). The coding region runs from base 281 to 934 and encodes 217 amino acids. Lineage: Eukaryota; Metazoa; Arthropoda; Insecta; Hemiptera; Aphididae. Gene Ontology annotation, biological process: endoplasmic reticulum to Golgi vesicle-mediated transport. Gene Ontology annotation, cellular component: TRAPP complex. The record is from RefSeq and is a predicted model, not a curated record. The transcript is spliced from 4 exons.
AUAUCUAUAUACCAUGAACAUUAAAGCAUUCUUAUUAUAAUAUUAUGUUCAUGCAUUAGAGUACUCUAAUGUUCAUUCUUUAAUGUUUCAUAUACCUAUUUAUAAGUUCUAUAUUGAAAUCUAGUGUGGUUCGUGUUGACAAGUAUAUAACCUUAUCUGUGCGGACGACUGAUUGAGUGAUAAUAAAAAUAAUUAAAUUCUUUCUAAGAAUUACAGUUUUUUAAAUGAGCGCAACGAAGAAUACAUUUUAAACAAAUAGUUCCAUAACGACUUAACAACGAUGGGAAUAUACGGCGUGUACAUUGUGUCAAAAUCAGGGGGACUAAUAUUCAAUUAUGAUUACACUGUACCAAAAAUUGAAACCGAACAAACAUUUGGCUAUCCGUUAGAUCUCAAAUUAUCUUGUGAAAAUAAUAGAUUAUUGGUAUCAUUUGGUCAACGAGACAAUAUCAAAGUUGGUCAUGUAUUAUUAGCAAUCAAUGGAGUUCCUGUUUCUGGUAGAAAACUAGAAGAUGGUAAAGAUGCAAUAGAUAUGUUGAAUGAUGCCACCAAUUAUCCACUUAAUUUGAAAUUUGGCCGGCCAAAAAUGACUAUCAAUGAAAAGAUAUUCUUAGCCAGUAUGUUUUAUCCAUUAUUUGCCAUUGCAUCACAAUUAAGUCCAGAACCUAGGAGUUCUGGAAUCGAAACUUUAGAAGCUGACACAUUUAAACUUCAAUGUUUUCAAACUCUGACUGGAGUGAAAUUUAUGGUUAUUGCUGAUCCAACGCAUGUAGGUCUUGAACAACUUUUAAAGAAAAUUUAUGAGAUUUAUGCAGACUUUGCUUUAAAGAAUCCAUUUUAUUCCUUAGAAAUGCCUAUUAGAUGUGAAUUGUUCGAUACUAAUUUACAAGCACUAUUGGAACAAGCCGAUAAAAAUGGUAUUAAUAGUAUUUAAUUUAAUAAGUACUUUAUUUAAAUUUAUAUUUUACCAAAAUGUUCUGUAUUUAGUGUCAGAUCUUAAAAAAUCCUAUUGUAUUUGAAACUUAAAACCAUAGGAAAAUAUCAUAUUUAUAAUAGCAGUAUUUUACUGUUUCAAAUUUUUAAAACACAGUAGUUUAAUACUAUGAUUCAAUUAUCCUCAUUCUAAACCUUUUAAAUUAUAAUUUAAACAUUAUAUUAUAAUUAUAAGCCUAAGCUUAAUAUUCAACAUUGUUAAAUAGUUAUGAUUUACAACAUAAAUUAUAAUAUUCAAUAUUGUAAUUUAUGAAUAAUCUGUAUGUAAUUUAUUAUAUUAUUGUAUAUAUUGUAAAUAAAAUGUAAUUUACCAUA